AUGCACCCAUCGAAAGAUACUACUAUCGAUGAUGAAUGUCAUGAUGCGAUCAAAAAAUUCUUUGAAGAGCUUUCUGCCGAUGAAACUGCUUUGUUCGAGGCUACGACCCGAUCGCAACAGCUGAUUGAUGACCUUCAAAAUAUCGAUAAGAAACAAAAGAACAAAAUUUCGAGAAAAAUCGCCCCAAAGCUCAAGGCCUUCGUUGCGGGUGUGGAGCAGUAUGGCGGGGCUUUGGAUGUUGUGGCAGGUUCAGUCUCGCUGAUGAGUCCUAUUUGGGCAUCCGUGAGAGUUGUUGUCAAGAUCGCGGGCGAGUAUAGCGAAUACUUUGAGAAGAUCUCGGACAUGUUGGAGGAAAUUGGAUACAUUCUUUCCUGUCUCCGUCGGUAUCCACGUCUAUACGGGGAUAACCAAGUCCUUCGUGAUUCGAUGGUAGAUAUUUUCCAGUCAAUCAUGCAGUUCUGUUCCCGAGCUCGAGAUCUCUUUCACCAAGGAAGGAAGUAUCAGACUGGCGUGAGAGCAUUGAAUCCAGUGGGCCUACACGCGGCCUGGAGACUUAUCUGGAAACCAUACAAGAUUCAAUUCGGUGAUAUCAUCGAACGUAUCAGAUCCUCUAUGGUUAGAAUAGACCAUGAAGCCGAUGUUGCGGAAAAAGAGCUUGCCAGCAAAGAGCGUUCGAAGGCCGAGCAUGAACGCCAGUUGCAGACAUCUCGCUGGGAUGCUCUAGAAUCGCAGCAAAAAUCCGUCGCUCGGUUCAUCGACCAGCAACGAAUUGACUACGUGACUCAGUGGCUUUCACCCGUCAACGCAGCUUCUAACCAUACCUCGGCUACCAAAUUGCGCCACCAGGGAACAGGACAUUGGUUCUUAGAUGGUCCGAGAUUCCGGGAGUGGGCGUUGACAGACAAUUCCUUCUUGUGGCUGCACGCGAUUCCCGGCGCGGGGAAAACAAUCUUGGCCUCCACUGUGAUCGAAUGGUUACGCGAUAAGAAACAGAGUAGCGAUGUUGCACUGGCCUACUUCUACUGUGAUUACAAGGACAAGCAGAAACAAUCGCCAACCCGGAUCGUCAGCACCUUACUUUCCAUGCUCGCAUCAAGGAAUGACGAUGUCUUUGAGAGAAUCCAGGCCUUUUUCCAACGGCAGUAUAAAGAAAACCCUGUAUAUGCACCGGAUUUUGACGAGCUUUUGAACAAUUUCAGUCAUUUCAUGGGUGAUAGCUUCAAGCAAAUCUUUAUCGUGGUUGACGCUUUAGAUGAAAGUGAAGACAGAGAAUGUGUGGCAUACUCUCUGAAGAAAGUCUACGAGACCUGCCAAUUCACAAAUAUCUUUGUCACUAGUCGUCACGAGAUCGAUAUUGCCCGGACUUACGAUGGGCUUCCGAGCAUAACCAUUGAGGCGACAGAUGUUGCCGGGGAUAUUGAUCUAUAUGUGAAGGCCGAGGUGGCGGCGAAGCUCAAGGCCCGAAAGUUGAAACUAAGGGACUUGACCCUGGCCGAUGUCAUUUGCGAUACGCUCAUCGCAGGAGCGCAGGGUAUGUUCCAAUGGGUCAAAUGCCAGAUUGACCAGCUGUGCAAACUCCGCAACGAUAAGGCCGUACGCAAUGCUCUGAAUGAUCUUCCGAAGACAUUGCAUGAUACAUACAUCCGCAUCCUACAGAAAGUGGAGUCUAACAACGCGGAAGACGUUGAAAUGGUGCAACGCCUGCUGAAAUGGUUGGUUCUUGGAGUUCGAAACCUCACUCUGGGUGAGUUGGCCGAGUGUGUAAGUGUUGAUCUCGCCAAUCCUGAGGACUCCUUCGACUUUGAUGCAGUCUUUACCGACGCGGAAGAUGUUGUCGAGCUUUGUGGAAGUCUGAUCACCCUUUCAUCUGAUGGUUAUGUGGCCUUGGCCCAUUACACAGUCAAGGAGUUUCUUGUGUCAGACUUUAUCAGGGAUACGAUGCCACAGUUCUGGAUUGGGUAUAGCGAUACUCAUGCUGAGCUGGCGAGUGUCUGCCUGACCUAUUUAGCAUAUGACGACUUCUCGGAGACCAAAGAAAGCGACAUUAGUGACGAUGUCUUCGAUCUGAUCAUGAGAUUACUUGAAUCUGGUGCCCACUCUGGUGGCAAUUACCACAUGUGGUGUCAUAUAUUCUUCCAUCUGCAAAAGUCCAGUGGCCAGCGACUCAAGACCUCGAAUAAUUCCCCUCUUUACUUUGCAAGUUUGUUCGGUUUACACCGGGCCGUCUCAGCUUUGCUGGAAAGCAACGCUGACGUCCACCCGGAGGAGCCCAUGAAAGCGAGUGCGAGUUCUGGGCACGAGUCGGUGAUCAAAGUAUUUCUUGACCAGUCUCAAUCGAUAGACACGGCUGUGGUUGAGAAAUGCCUUUACCUAGCCGCCGGUCAAGGGCAUGAGUCCGUGGUUAAGCUGCUACUGGAGAGAGGGGCGAAUGUCAAUACUCGCUCCGGAAGAAAUGGCACCCCUCUCCAGGUCGCUACCCUAAAUGGUCGCCAUCAGGUUGUUUCACUUCUUCUUGUCAACAGAGCAGAAUUGAACGUUUCCUGCCAGCGGUACGGUGUUCCUCUUGCAGCAGCCGCUGAGAAGGGACACUUUCAAACAUUUCAAGUUCUCCUCGACCAUGGCGCAAACGUGAAUGGCCGUGGUGGCUGGUACGCGUAUCCUCUAGUGUCCGCAAUUGUUGGAAGGAACAUGCAGAUGGUCGAUGCCCUCAUUCAGCGGGGAGCCAAUGUAAACGCAUUGGGUGGUCGACACGGAUGCGCAUUGAUGGCAGCCUCGUCUAUGGGGAUGCUAAACCUGAUCCGCUCACUGGUUUCCAAAGGUGCCAAGGUCAAUGACGAGAAUGACAAGGGGACUGACAGUUUAUAUGCGGCGUGCAUGGCGGGCAAUCUGGAUUCUGUGAAGCUUCUCCUGGAGCUUGGGGCAGAUGUCAAUGCCAAAGGAGGCAAGCAUCGAAAUGCCCUUAACGCAGCGAGUGCGGGGGUCACGUCAACAUCGUUCAAUGUCUUCUCGAUGCCGAUGGCUGCGUUUGCGGGACACGCAGACGUACUACGUGUACUGGCGGAGGUGGGAGUGGAUGUCAACGCCACUAGCGCAGAUCGGGGAACGGCGCUCGUGUCAGCCGCUCAGAAUGGCCAAACGGAGAUUGUUCGGAUACUGUUUGAGCUGGGGGUUCCAACCGGGGAUACCUACGAGAUGAGCAACGCCAUUAUGGUGGCCGCAAACAAUGGACACCUUGAGGUUGUCAAGCUCCUCAUUGAAAAGGGUGCAGUUACAGAUGAUUGCAGCACCAUUUCAACAUAUCCCUGUUGCACACCCUUGGAGGCUGCAGCCGUCAAGGGAAAUCUGGAUAUGGUUCAUUUGCUACUUGAUCUGGGUGCUGAUGUGAACUUCACAAAUGAUAAGAAGUAUGGAACCCCCUAA
Messenger RNA from Penicillium concentricum, 3420 nucleotides. RefSeq lists its product as uncharacterized. Gene Ontology annotation, molecular function: protein binding. The record is from RefSeq and is a predicted model, not a curated record. Lineage: Eukaryota; Fungi; Ascomycota; Eurotiomycetes; Eurotiales; Aspergillaceae. The transcript is spliced from 5 exons. The coding region runs from base 1 to 3420 and encodes 1139 amino acids.